Messenger RNA from Equus caballus (horse), 1609 nucleotides. RefSeq names its product GrpE like 1, mitochondrial (gene GRPEL1). The record is from RefSeq and is a predicted model, not a curated record. Gene Ontology annotation, biological process: protein import into mitochondrial matrix; protein folding. Gene Ontology annotation, molecular function: protein homodimerization activity; adenyl-nucleotide exchange factor activity; protein-folding chaperone binding. Gene Ontology annotation, cellular component: PAM complex, Tim23 associated import motor. Lineage: Eukaryota; Metazoa; Chordata; Mammalia; Perissodactyla; Equidae.
CCGUGGCCUGUGCCCCGGUCGGGGGGAGGGGGUUGCAGCGGCAUCUGCGCAUGCCCGGUGCGUGCGCAGGGCCGGCGGCGGCGGCAGUCAUGGCGGUUCGGUGCGUGAGGUUGGCGCGGCGCAGCCUCCCGGCCUUGGCGUUGUCUCUGAGGCCAUCUCCCCGGCUCUUGUGCACAGCGACUAAACAAAAGAACAAUGGCCAGAACUUGGAAGAGGAUGUGGGUCACAACGAACAGAAGACAGAUCCUCCCUCUACAGAGAAGAUGCUCAUGGAAGAGAAGGUCAGGUUAGAGGAGCAGCUGAAGGAGACGAUGGAAAAAUAUAAGCGAGCUUUGGCAGAUACUGAGAACUUGCGGCAGAGGAGCCAAAAAUUGGUGGAGGAGGCAAAAUUAUAUGGCAUCCAGGGCUUCUGCAAGGACUUGUUAGAGGUUGCAGACAUUUUGGAGAAGGCAACACAGUGUGUUCCCAAAGAAGAGAUUAAAGAUGACAACCCUCACCUGAAGAACCUCUACGAGGGGCUCGUGAUGACCGAGGUCCAGAUCCAGAAGGUGUUCACGAAGCACGGCUUGCUCAGGCUGAACCCGCUGGGGGCCAAGUUCGACCCUUACGAACACGAGGCCUUGUUCCACACCCCGGUGGAGGGGAAAGAGCCGGGCACGGUGGCGCUAGUUAACAAAGUGGGGUACAAGCUGCACGGGCGCACCCUGAGACCCGCCCUGGUGGGGGUGGUGAAGGAAGCGUAGCCGCCUCUGCAGGGUUCUAGUGGGUUUUUGGUAAUCUCUUGCUAUAAUGCUUAAAGGCUGGUUCGUCCUUUCUUGUCUGUGAAUAUGUGACCUCCUCCGAAACCUUUUGGGAAAGCUGUAGUAACCAGUGGGAUAAACAGAAAAUAAGCCAGUUGCACAGUUGCGUUAAUGAACUCUUAAUUCGGGAGUCUGUUCGUUGAUUUUCAGUACACGUCGAAUAGUUCCACACGCUUGCAGGACAGGCCGACGGGACACUGCCGGACCCUCGAGUAUCAUGAAUAAUGCUGUACCUGCUCAGACUGCUGACGUCUGAGCGUCUGAAAUGAAGGAAAGGUCUUCGGGAAGCCUGCCGUUUGGCUGGCUGGCUGCGCCCAGCUGCAGCCUGUGUCUCUGUCUCCCAGUAGCAUGCGGGUUUCCGGGACCCUGGGCCCGUCACAGCUCAUCCAUCGAAGGAAAGGCGCGCGUGUAAACCUUGCUCAGAAAGAUUUGAUGGUGCCCCCCUUGGUGGAGAACAUAUGUGAGUUCAUUUACAAUUAAUUAGUUACUAGCUAGCUGCUAGAAAUGAUCAACUUCUGGCUUUUCUUUGAGAUGUGAAAUGAGGACAUGAACCUUAACAGUUCUCACCUCCUUAUUUUGCCAGUAACUGACUUUGACAAAAUCAGUUACUUUUGCCUUGUCAUGUUCACAUAUUUGUAGAAAUGUUUAAAUCUAUACUCAACUAGUUACUGAUGACCUGAAGGUAUUUUCCCUAGUGAGAUGGACUUUCUCAAAAUCUGAGGACUGCACGCUUGGUAUAAUUUAAAUGUUAAAUGUUUAAUUUUUAAAUUUUAUUUAAGAGGAUUAAAGCCCUCAUGUUUAUUUUCCUA